Vitrella brassicaformis is the source of this 2440-nucleotide messenger RNA. The record is from the annotation of a GenBank genome assembly. Lineage: Eukaryota; Vitrellaceae.
CGCCAAGCUGUCGCAGGUGCGUCCUGUGCCGCCUCCUCACUAGCUCACUCUGCUUGAAGGAGGGAAAUGGUGCCGAAUGCUGGCUGCCUCUCUGUGACGAUCAGGUGCUUCGCUCACUCGUCGGUCUGGUCUUGCGGCCUCGGUAACGUGACCUUCUUCCCUUAACCUCAGUUUCCUUCACACUCCGCGUAGAGACACGCAAAUGGAAUCCAUUUGGAUGCCACGGGGAAGUUGAAGGAAGGGCCCGCGAGAUAUAAAAUGUAGUCAGCGAUGAUCGACCUGAACACACCCACACAGAGAACAGCAACACACACACGUGCAUAUGUGUGGUGCCUUGUCUCGCCUACGUAUCGCCGCCAGGCUUGUCCGGAUGGACCACCAACGCUGCACAGAGAGAGAAGAGGAGGCAACGUAACGUACUGUAUUCUGCACUGGGAACAUGGACAGCAUCCACCUCUCCACCUCUCUACACGCGAUAAGCGACCUGAAUACAUAGACAGAGCGGCAGCAGCUCGUGGGGAAACUGCCGUCUGCUGCGGUCAGUUUCGCCAUGGUGUCUAACCGUUCGAUGUGCGCCUGCUGUCGGCAACCGGCAGCCACUCCCGCAUGUCCCUCAUGACCUUGAUCUCCUCAUGCAGGUAGCUGUCGAGGGGGCCCGUCUCGAUCACAACGAGCGGCCCUUUGGCGUCCAGGACGCCCCAUCCUUCCCCGUGGAGUACGUGGUCGAUGUUGGCUAGUCGCAGUUCCUCCCGCCGUAACUGAUGCCGUAAGUGCACAGCGUAUAUAUAUGUGCGAUGUCUUGCCCAGCUCACGUGUCACCUCCUGGCUUGUCAGAGUGCAUCAUGAGUGCUGCACACACAGAGAGAACCAAGGGAAGGCAACGCAAGUAGAGUUCUGCACUGGCCAUACGGCUCAGCUGGCAUCUCUCUGCACGUGCAUGGCCUCGCCUUUCCCCCUUCCAUCCCUUACCCUUUCCUCAGUAUGCCUUUUGUAUGGUGCUCAGAUCGGCAUCUCUCUCCACGCCGAGGACAUCGAAAAAGCGCUGUUCGUCGCCCUCUUCAAUCUGCUAAUACUGGAACUGGACGUUCUUGCAAAGCGGACGGGAAAGGAGACACACUCGCUAACGGAUAUAAAAUGUAGACAGCGAUAAUCGACCUGGACACACGCAUGGGCCGACCAGCCAUAUGGUCACUUGCAGCCGGCGAAUCGUCGUCGCUGAGGGGGUCAUACGAGUUGUUUGUCUGCAGGUCGAUAUGUGGUGUCAGGUUGGCCUGGGGGAGGGCUGCGGGUGACGGGUCGCCAGCGUCACUGCGGGGCGCAUACGAGUGCGGGGUGUGCAGAUCCACGCUCAGUCGCUCGUCGCCCUCCGCCGCCCGACGGCUUGGUGGGUCAUGCAGGAUGGCGCGGCUGUCGGCCUCCUGCACAGCGAACUCGACCUCCUGAGUCAAAUUACAGAACAUACAGCACACAACACACACGACCAUCAGACAACCACCCACUUUCUGCCCAUCCAUAUAUCGAUGUGUCACACCCACCCGCCUACCUCGACAGUACAUUCAGUGCGAUUCUCUGGCCCCUCCACAGCGGUGUCUGCUCGACCUGAGCCCUCUGGUCCCCCACAGCGGCUUCGCUAGACAGCGGCUCGGGGCAGCGCGCCGGCGUCUCGGCUUCGCCCUCCUGCUUCGCCGACAGGGGGUUGGGGGGACGGUCCACGGCGGGGGGAAGACGCCUCUCUCCAAUCUGUCCGAGUGCAGCCUGCAAGGCCUCCACCUGGGCCAGGAGGGGACGGACGUACGCCCCCAGCAGCUCUGAAGGGCUCGGUCGCAUGCUCGGCAUCUGCGAGAGGGUGGCGGUGGCGAGCCGCUGAAUACCCUCAGUGAUGGACGCAGCGAUGGGCGUCGCCGUGGGUGUGUCGUGGGUGAAAUGGUGCAGCAGAGUUGUGGUGGACGCCCGACCGAGAGGGCCUGCAGUGCGGGGGAAGUGCAUCGACUCUCCUGACAACGAACACAUAGGCAAAGAAGAGGGUGGAUGAAGGGAGGGCGGCCAUGUACGUGUUUGCUCACUCACCCUCUGGUAGGCGGAUACUGCAGCCCUUGGCAGCCCUAUGCACACGGCCCAGCAGUCGGCACACGGCGUCGUCCCGUCGCUCCCUCGCCGUCAUGUUGCUCGCCUCAUGGAUGGCCGACACCCAUCGGUCGACGCGCCACCCGCUCAGCGCGCCGCAGACCGUGUGGGCCAGGGUCACAGCGACGACGCAGGGCCUGAUGAUGAGGUGGUUGUGGCCCUGGGCGUCCGUGACGACUGUCUUGUCCUCGAUCAGGCGGCUGAUGAGGGCCAUUGCUGCAUCCAGCAGCGUUUCGUCCUCCACGUCCGCGUCAUCUGCUGCUGCACACUUGUCCAUCUCUCCGUCGGCCGUGACCAUGGCGAUGGCCAACUUGCU